GCAGAUCCGGGUUGCGGACACCCGCCGACCACAGUGGAGCGCGUGGAGCCGGCCGUGGAAUUCGGCUCAGAGGACAUGACAGCCACCAUCCUGCACCUGCAUCUGCUGCUGGUGGCCCUGGGGACACUCAUCUGUGCCCUGAUGCUCCUGCUCCUCCUCAAAAGGUUCGUGGGGACCUGUGAUCUGUUCCCCACAAUCCCACAGGUGAGGGACAAAGUAAGCGACAACCACCAGCAGACUGUCUGGGAGGAUUUUGUGCGGGGACCGGGGAAAGGUGAGGACGAAGAGGUCCUGACCGUAGAAGAGGUGUCGAAUCCCUUUGGUGGCCAUGUGUGAACCAGGUGGACACUUCCGGUCCACUAUUAUGGAAAUUUCUUGUGAUGUUCCAAGACUUUAUAGAACUUUCUUUUUACUGAAAAAAAAUUAAAAUGAAAACAAAUACGGUGUUUGCAGAUUCCUGUCCCCUUUGGAUGUGACCAUGGAUAGGAGGUGUAGUGACCUCCAUCAGAGCUGGCCUCUCUGUCACAGGUUUGAAUCUGUCACCUCCAUGAUGGUGGCCGAAGGGGGCUGGGACCUUUGUCUCGGCCCUGUCACUCUCUCUCGUCACAUGGUUUUUGGCUUCUGUCCCCACCCCCACCCCAUCAGU
Molecule: messenger RNA, 646 nt
Organism: Castor canadensis (American beaver)
Lineage: Eukaryota; Metazoa; Chordata; Mammalia; Rodentia; Castoridae
Source: RefSeq, a predicted model, not a curated record